AUGCCGCUCGCCAUCUUACGCACCCCUACGAGGGACCUCGCCCGUCGCAUGCCAUCGCGAUUGGCAUCAACCAGCACCAGACAGCCCCUCAAGUACGCCGGUCGCAUCCCGAAGCCUGCUCCACCACCGCCAGGCCCCGGCGAGACAAAGACUCCCGCCGGCCAGGAAGAGACCAACCAGGCCCGCAAAGCCAUCAUGGACUCUAUCCAACACGACCGAAAACAAGACUACAAGCAGAGAUAUAGCUCCAUGUUCUGGAAGUGGACUUUUAUCAUCUGCGGCUCGCCUAUUGUCCUUGUCCUCGGCCCCUACUUGUACAGAAGAAGUGCGCAUANNAAUCAUAUUCCCCAACUAUCAAACAGCGCUAACAUUACUAUGCAGUCUUCAUGGGUGAAGAGCGAAAGAGGCUUAUCAUAG
Messenger RNA from Aureobasidium uvarum, 417 nucleotides. The record is from the annotation of a GenBank genome assembly. Lineage: Eukaryota; Fungi; Ascomycota; Dothideomycetes; Dothideales; Saccotheciaceae.